Molecule: messenger RNA, 1166 nt
Organism: Cydia fagiglandana
Lineage: Eukaryota; Metazoa; Arthropoda; Insecta; Lepidoptera; Tortricidae
Exons: 1
Coding region: 75-1022 (315 amino acids)
Source: RefSeq, a predicted model, not a curated record
CGGGUUGAAGCGCACGUCGUUGCAAUCCCUGAUCUACGGUUCCCAAACUUUCGUUUUCGAUUCUUGAAUCCGCGAUGGUUAAGUGUGCUAGAUGUAACGAAGAUGUACUGGAUGUUAUCCAGUGCAGCCGGUGCAAACAUUAUCUUGACUAUAAAUGCGCUGGGGUUACGGAGGGAGGAUGGCGUAAGUUAGGAGAGAGGCAAAGGCAGUGGAAGUGCCCCAACUGCAAAACUGCAGCUGCAAGUGGUGCCAGUCCCGCUCCACCUACUACUUCUUCUGUUGAGCCCCCCGUGGUCGCUGCAAAAACUCUAACCCUGGAGCACGUCAUGGAGGAGUUAAAUAAAGUGAAUGGGUCGCUUGCAGUUCUGUCGACUGUGGCGUCUGAUAUCAAGGAGAUUAGAAGCGAUAUCAGUGAUCUUAGAGCCACCGUUAAUCAGUAUGCUACGGAUAUCAAAAACCUGGAUGAGAGAUUAACAAAGGUCGAAGAAGCCCAUAAGGAAUUACCCGCUCUGAAAUCAAGACUUCUGGAGCUGGAAGAGUGCGUUAGUGAUACUGAUCAAUGGUUGCGGCUGAACAAUGUCGAAAUAAAAGGAGUGCCACAGAAAAAUCACGAAAAUCUAUUUGACAUUGUGUCAAAAAUCGGUAGCAAGAUAAUGUGCCCUUUAGCUAAUCCAGCGAUUAAUUUUGUAGCUCGUGUGCCCUCAAGGGAUAAUAGUUCUCGAGAUAAGUCAAUAGUUCUGUCAUUCAUUAACAGAUAUGUAAAGGAGGACUUCGUGGCAGCUGCGAAGCAGAACAGGACCCUUUGCCCAUUGGACUUAGGUCUUGAAGGGACGGGCAGAAUCUACGUAAAUGAUCAUUUGACGGUGCGCAAUAAAAUUCUACUGUCUAAAACGAAAAAACUAGCCCAAGAACACGAGUACGAAUUUAAGUGGGUAAAAAAUUCAAAAAUCUUCGUCAGAAAAAACACUUCCUCGCAAGUAAUUGCAAUAAAAAACGAAAAAGAUCUACUAAAAAUUCGAUAGUGAAAUUAUUUUGUUUUUUUGUCGUGUACUUAAAAAUAACUAUAUAUUUUAUACUCCUUGCUACGGGUAUCAAACAAGAAUUCCAUAGAGUACUUAUAAUUUUUUUACUUUGUAGAAUAUUUGAAUCUAAUGUUUGCAAUUAUU